AUGCAAGUUGAUGUCGACGAAUCAUUUGCCGUUCCAUUGAACUCCAGGACCAUUCGACCAAACCAGACGCAUCGACAGACGGAUGCGCUAUCGCCAAAUAGGCUCUCUCGUGCGUACUCUGUGCAAGAUCUGCGCCGUGCAGGCGUCUUCUCGUCGAGCAAUCCUGGACAGGAGGCGCUGGAGCGGUACCCGCAUAGCGAUUGGUCUGACGAUGUCUUGGAGGUGAUUGAUAGGCUCGGAGAGGGCGUAGGUGGUGCGGUUCAUUCCGUGAGACAUACUCGGACAGGGACUACGAUGGCGAGGAAGACGAUCACGACGCGGGAGGCUCCGAUCAAGCAGCUCGUUCGGGAGCUGACGAUGAUCACUACGAUCUCGCACCCAAAUAUCGUGCACUUCUAUGGGGCUUAUAUGUCCCCUUCGUCCAGUGAAGUCAAGGUUUUGAUGGAGCUUUGUGAAGGCGGGAGUUUGCAAACAGUGGUGGAGAGGAUCAAGAGGAGGAAGGGAAGAGUGGGAGAGAAGGUCGCAGGGCGAUUAGCGGAGGGUGUUCUACAAGGACUGGCGUACUUGCAUUCAAAACGUCUAAUUCACCGCGACAUCAAGCCUUCGAACAUCCUGCUCUCCAGACAAGGUAUCAUCAAGCUGUGCGACUUCGGUGUCUCUGGAGAACUCGUCAAGUCUCACGCCGAUACGUACACCGGCACUUGCUACUACAUGGCGCCGGAACGCAUCACGGGAAAUGAGUACUCCAUUCGGGCAGAUAUCUGGAGCACAGGGCUUUCGAUCCUCGAGCUGGCUCAGAACCGGUUUCCAUAUCCUCAGGACUUGCCCUUCAUCGAUAUCAUGAUCCACAUCAGCCAAUCCGAGCCUCCCCAAUUGGAAGACGACCCGGACACAAAAUGGAGCGACCCCAUGAAGGAUUUCAUCCGAUUAUGUCUGACGGUCGAUCCGUCUCAACGACCAACACCGAAGGACAUGUUGCACCACCCAUGGAUCGUCAAGAUGAUAAAAACCAAGGUCGACAUGGCGCAAUGGAUUUGCGAUGUGUGGGGCUGGGACUCGCCUGAGCACCCGAGGUGCCCUCUUAAAGAAAAGUGA
Stereum hirsutum FP-91666 SS1 is the source of this 1095-nucleotide messenger RNA. Its product is annotated as Pkinase-domain-containing protein. The transcript has 6 exons. Gene Ontology annotation, biological process: cell integrity MAPK cascade; protein phosphorylation; regulation of fungal-type cell wall organization. The coding region runs from base 1 to 1095 and encodes 364 amino acids. Gene Ontology annotation, molecular function: ATP binding; MAP kinase kinase activity. The record is from RefSeq and is a predicted model, not a curated record. Lineage: Eukaryota; Fungi; Basidiomycota; Agaricomycetes; Russulales; Stereaceae.